AUGUCUCUCGUAUCUGGUCCUGGCCGUGCCUCCACUACCACUUCCUCCCUCCCCACCGAACUCCAACUUUCCAUCGCCGCGCACGUCAAAUACAUCCAGUCUCUCGACACCCGCAAAGACGAGCUCGAGUACCACCUUACCGAACACCUCCGCCUAAACGGACUCUACUGGGGCCUAACAGCCCUCCACCUCAUGAACCGCGCAGAUGCCUUACCUCGAAAAGAAACAAUCGACUUCGUGCUAAGCUGUCAAGCGGAAGAUGGGGGGUUUGGCGCAGCGCCGGGCCACGACGCGCAUAUUCUGUAUACGUGCAGUGCGGUGCAGGUUUUGGCUAUGGUCGAUGGGUGGCAGGAGUUGGAAGAGAGGGGAGUGAAAGUUAGGGGCGUGGGAGGGAAGAAGGCUGUAGGGGCAUGGAUUGCGGGCUUGCAGAAUAGGAAAACGGGGACUUUUGCUGGCGAUGAAUGGGGCGAGGAGGAUACGCGAUUUAUUUGCUCCUCGCUGAUCGGACUUUCGCUGCUGAAGCUUUUGCAGCUGGCUGAUGUCCCGCUGGCUGUUGCGUAUAUCACCUCCUGUGCAAACUUCGAUGGCGGGUAUGGGGUUAGUCCGGGGGCAGAGAGUCAUUCUGGGCAGAUCUAUGCUUGUUUGGCGGCGCUGAGUAUUGCGGGCAGAAUCGACGUCGUUGAUCGGGAAAAACUUGGUAGGUGGUUGAGUGAGAGGCAGGUUGAGCAGGGGGGGCUGAAUGGGCGGGCAGAGAAGCUGGAGGAUGUGUGUUAUAGUUGGUGGGUGGGAAGUAGUCUGGCUAUGAUUGGGAAGCUGAGCUGGGUGGACGGGGAGGCGUUGAAAGGUUUUAUCUUAAGGUGCCAGGACCCUGACAUGGGUGGCAUUGCGGAUAGACCUGGAGACGUCGUUGAUGUCUUCCAUACGGUGUUUGGUAUUGCUGGGUUGAGCUUGCUCGGGUACCAGGGCUUGGAGGAGGUUGAUCCUGUUUACUGUAUGCCGAAAAAGGUCAUUGCACGGGAGCUUGGUCAUGGAAGUGACGGCGAGCCGUACAAAAAUUAUAACUUGAUUAGAGAUAUGCUAAGCCAGACUCGAGCAUCUACCUACGGUAUUAUGUCUCUGCGACCUCGAAACGGAGAUACAAGGCAGGAGAAGAAGAACUUCAUGGUUAAUGAGAGCGCCUACAUGCAGCACUCCAUAAUGUUCUCGCUCCUAGUCUUAUGGACGAUGUAUUUACUCACCGACAAUAAUUUCAUUGAAGUCUUCUUGUUUCAAUUGCUCUCCUCCUUCGUCACAGCUGUAGUUGUGGUCUUCCUCUCGAAGCUACUUACCCCCAUCAUUGGGAGGCAACACAGCACAAAGCCCAAUACCGCUAGAGGAUGUAGCAGUAUCGAGAGGUUGAAGUACGAGUCGGAGUGUGGUGAUCGCACCGCCAACAUGCCGAAAGCAAGAGUUGGCAGCAGCUUCGCUUUGGAGUGCAGAAUCUGCCCCAAUGACCCUGUCUUCUCCGACGUCUCUCACCUCCUCACCCACGUUUCCUCCAAGUCCCACCUCUCACACAUCUUCAAGCUCACAAUUCGAUCUUCCAAGGAGCCUGAUUGCAAGAAGAAACUCGAGGACUACGAUGUAUGGUACAACCAGAACAACCUUGGUAGCUUGCUUGCGGAUCGACUCGAGGCCAAAGAUCAGAAGAAGUCUAAGAAGAAGAGAGGAUCCAAUUCUUCUACUGCUACAACUGCUUCUAGUGCUGCUGCCGCUCCAAAGCAAAAACUCAAGCCCCAGGAGAGAAAGACAACGAAGAGGGGCAAGAAGAAGGAGGAGGAUGCUACACCAGAACUGGCCAAUGAAGUUCUCGCACAAACUCCCGUCUUCAGAGCCCCCGUCCCCCGCAUGCACGAAUGGGAAGAUGAAGGUGGUGCUAUUUCGCCUGCGGCUGAUGGAAACUUCGAGGUAUCUGUCUAUGCCACUCCCACGGCAAGACGUCAAGUUCCAAACUUCACUCGUCAGCGCAAUGCAUCCACUGGCAAGGUUGAUCCCAAUCUUAAUACCCCAACCCGGAUCAAUGGCAUGGUAGAUGACGAAUAUGAAGAAUACACCGAGGAGGCGAGAAAGCCAGGAGAGAAGUUGACUGACAGUGCCACACUCAAGGGUGUCGUCUGGGAUGGGAUGGGAAUCUUCGACUCUGCCACACCCGAGAUGAAGCGUAUGAGAAACCAGCGCAAGGAUCGUGCCGUUCUUGAUGAAAUGAAGGCAACUUCUCUAUCGAUAGAGCCUGAUGAGGUCAGCUUCCAUCCUAAUGGUGAGUUUAGAGCGUCCAGAGAUAUCUUUGGCCCUCCAUCCGCGGAGUCAAGCCCUGUCGUAAGUCCUCGCCUGUCCAACCGCUACCUCUGCCUGCUUGAUGUCAGUACUUACUUCCGGCAGGCUCGAUCACCCCCGUCCCCCAGAAAGCGGAAGACACGCAAGGUUGCCAAUACCCUCUCGGACAUGAGCGUCAAUGCUCCUCGUAUCAGAGCUCCACGUGCAGCAAAGAACGCCAAUCGCAGUCCCCAGAAGAGACCGAUGCCAACGACACAGUCUCGUCCAAACGUCUUCCUUCAACCUGCACCUGUUCUCAAUCCACUGGCCUAUGAUAGAAGAUACAUGCCCAGAGGAGAGCCGUUUGCACCCACUCUCGAUGAAGAAGAGGAGUUCAGAUCGACUGUUGCCGAGCUCAAUGGUAGUAAGAAGCGGGGGUUCAAUAUCUUCAACGACGGUUUUCCUGAGAUUAGCCCAGGUCGCACUGAAACCCCUCUCGAGGAUCAUCGCAACUCGAUGACCUCGGCUCAUGGCCUUGCCUCCCCAACCCCAGUAUCCAAGCCAACUUCACACCGAGCACAGGGAAAGGAGAAUGGACAGCUUGAGAUGUCCUCACACCACCACAAUAGACGAGCCCUUUCUGAUUCACAGCUCUACCCUACACAUGUUUUCUAUGACUCGGCAUCCAACCCGCUGUUCAAUCAAACCCACACCCGUUUUUCAGGCUUUGGUGCCAACAACUUCCACAGCUACGUUGGCAGCUACUCUGGCUAUGGUGAACAAAGAUCCCCAGGCGGUUUCGGCUCUCAGUUCCUCGGUGACUACAACAAACACCAAAACCCAAUGAGCUACUUGGAGCAAAAUCAAAACUCUGGUAUGGGCAACAGCAACGUCAGCAGCGGCCACAAUGGUGGCAUAGACUUUGGCAUGUGA
Molecule: messenger RNA, 3225 nt
Organism: Drepanopeziza brunnea f. sp. 'multigermtubi' MB_m1
Lineage: Eukaryota; Fungi; Ascomycota; Leotiomycetes; Helotiales; Drepanopezizaceae
Source: RefSeq, a predicted model, not a curated record